This is a messenger RNA of Trichobilharzia regenti, 582 nucleotides long. NCBI's taxonomy places the organism in Eukaryota, Metazoa, Platyhelminthes, Trematoda, Strigeidida, Schistosomatidae. The record is from the annotation of a GenBank genome assembly.
AUGAAAACAACGGAAACGGUGCAUAUUGAUAAACUUCCUUUCCUGAAAAUGAUUUUGCAUGCUGCGAAACAUCCAGAAAGUCCUGUCAGCGGCCUUCUUUUAAGUGACUGCAACCACGACUCUGAAAUAACAAUCACUGACUACAUCCCUCUGUUUCAUACCGUUCUAAAUUUGGCACCCAUGCUGGAAACAGCCUUGUAUCAUGUAGACUUAUACUGUGCACUUAAAGGUCUUCGUAUAUGUGGCUAUUUUCAAGCGAACGAACAUAUCAAUUGCAACACGCCAACAAGUACUGCGAUGAAAAUAGGCGAGAAAAUAGCAGAAAAAUGUGGCAAUAUAUGUUUACUAACUUUCAGGAACGAUGCAUUACAUCGACUGGAUGGCAACUAUUUUUCAUCAUACUGUAAGUGUGAUUGGAAGUGGACCGAAAUAAAGUAUACAUUCAAUCCAACUGUCGACAGGAAGCUGGAAGAAAUCCUCAACUUGAAAGUACAUCGGAAAAUUGUUGAUUUCGACGAUCAUCUUAACGACGUGAACUGUGAUUUUCUUAAUUUAGAAUUGUCAAACAUACUGUGUUCAUAA